AUGAAUUGGCUCGGCCUCCUCGUCCUGCUGACCAUGGCCGGGCUGUCGCAUGGGACAUGGGACAACUGCGGAGGGACCUGCGGACUCCGAGCUGUGGUGUCUGACUAUGGCCUCAUGGCGUACUACUACGGCGACAUGGCUUAUGAAUCCGGCAUGACACGCAUUGUGGGUGGUGCUGGUGCUCUGCCAGGAGCCUGGCCCUGGAUCGUCAGCAUCCACCACCCAUGGGUUCCAGACCCAGGGCAUCUGUGUGGAGGGUCCCUCAUCAACACACAGUGGGUCCUCACAGCAGCCCACUGCUUCGAUAAAUUUGAUAACAUCAGCCUGCUGUCUGUGGUGAUUGGGGCCACCCAGUUCACUCAGCCGGGCCAUGGGGCACAAAUGCGCAGUGUCAAGCAGUUGCUGGUACAUGAGUACUACAACCCUAAUGACAUGAGCUAUGACAUUGCUCUUCUGGAAUUGGACCACCCUGUCAAGUGCAGCCCCUACAUCCAGCUGGCCUGUGUGCCCGACGCCAGACUGAGAGUGUCAAAGCUGCAAAACUGCUGGAUUGCUGGCUGGGGGGCCACUACUGCAAGAUCUCAAGAUGCACCUGAUCACCUGCAGGAGGCCAAGGUCCAGCUCAUCGAUCUCCAGCUCUGCAACAGCAGUGACUGGUACGGAGGGGAGAUCCACACCCACAACUUGUGUGCUGGUUACCCACAGGGUGGCAUCGACACCUGCCAGGGUGACAGCGGUGGUCCUCUCAUGUGCCAGGACAACAAGGCUGACUCCUGGUGGGUUGUCGGAAUCACCAGCUGGGGAAAAGGCUGCGCCAGAGCAAGGCAGCCUGGAGUCUACACCUCCACUCAGUACUUCUAUGACUGGAUCCUGGUCCACACAGGGGCAAACACACUUGGAAAGGGUUCUCCAUCAUCACAAACCUGGAAUCAUUUAUUGACAGCUCCCCCACCAUCGACUCUGAAACCAUGGCCAAUCCAACCUCCCACUUCUAACCCAUGGCCAACACGACCCCCCACUCAUAAGCCAUGGCCAACACAACCCCCCACUCAUAAGCCAUGGCCGACACCAAUCCCCUCUCAAAAGCCUUUGCCAACAGCCCUCCCCACUCCAGAACCAACACCAUUGGGUGAGGUUAGCUCCUGCCCAUAUCCACUCAACAAGCUGGUAGACUUCUUUACUAAGGUGAAGAAGCUCCUUCAUGAGGUCCUUGGACAAAACACAGCUUGA
This is a messenger RNA of Melospiza melodia melodia, 1230 nucleotides long. Its product is annotated as acrosin-like. Gene Ontology annotation, biological process: acrosome reaction; proteolysis. The transcript has 6 exons. Gene Ontology annotation, molecular function: serine-type endopeptidase activity. The record is from RefSeq and is a predicted model, not a curated record. The coding region runs from base 1 to 1230 and encodes 409 amino acids. Lineage: Eukaryota; Metazoa; Chordata; Aves; Passeriformes; Passerellidae.